Messenger RNA from Camellia sinensis, 4622 nucleotides. The record is from RefSeq and is a predicted model, not a curated record. Lineage: Eukaryota; Viridiplantae; Streptophyta; Magnoliopsida; Ericales; Theaceae.
UGUCUAGUCCUUUUUACUUGUGGCAUUUUAGAUUAGGGCAUUUGUCUGUUGACCGCUUGCGGUCUUUAGCUCAAACAGGUAUAUUGGGUAAAGUUUCUCCUAGUGAAGUACUGAAUGUCGGGAGUGUAAACUUGCCAAAAUAAUAGCCUUACUUUUUCGUGAAAGUACUUCUAUAUUUGAUAUACCGUUUUCUUUAGUUCUUAUUAAUGUUUGGGGUCCUCUUGUUCUCACUAAAUGGGUUCUGCAUACUAUGUGUCAUUUGUUGAUGAUUACACCGAUUACACUUGGGUUUAUCUUAUGACUCAUAAGUCCGAUUUCUAUCAGAUAUACCGUACCUUUCAGUCUAUGAUUAUUACUCUGUUUGGGUGGGUCUACAAUUAAAGUGUUACGGUCUGAUUUGGGUAGGGAAUAUUUUAAAAAUGAGUUAUGUGAAUAUAUGGCCAAUUUGGGUACCAUUCACCAAACUUUUUGUACAGAUACACCUGUCCAAAAUGGUCGAGCCGAGUCUAAACACUGUCAUCUCCUUGAGACAGCUUGGUUUCUUCUUCUCUCUGUCUUAGUUUCGGCUCCGUUUUGAGGGGAGGCAGUUCUUACUGUUGCUUUUAUUCUCAACCACAUGCCUAUUCCCCUUCUUUCUAGUCGGUCUCCUUAUGAGGAUUUGUUCUCCCAAAUUCGUAAUUACUCCCUUCUUUGCGUAUUUGAUUACAAUAAGACCUUAGAUUAUAUAGCCCUAACUCCUAAACCAAAAAGGAAAAUAUAAUCACGCCUCUAGUAGGAAAAUACAAUCACGCCUCUAAUAUGUACAACCACAAUCAUGCCUAAUUUAGAAUAUACACAAUAUAUUCUCACAGUAACCUCAGGAUAGUUGUUGACUUUUUUCUUUUAGAUAAACUUCUACCUCUAAAGCAUCACCAUAGGCAUCCUCUUGAUUCUCAUCAGAUAGUAACAUCUUUCUACUAAUUUUAGGUCUCAACACUAAUUGAAUUGAUCCUCAAGAAUAGAAGCGUUAUGACUAGUUUCUGGUUGUAAGAGAGACUAGAACUUAAUAAAGUAUUCACACACAGUAGAAUCUUAUUGCCUACAAUGUUGGGUACUAUUAACGGUGGUACAGAAUAGACGCAUUGAUCUCUCAAGGGCAGUCAAGUUAGCUAGAUGAACCUCAAAAGUGUUUGUGUGGUCGCGAAUAUUAAUCAUGUGUUCUUGACAAGAUGGGAUUUUUUAAAAUUUAUUAUUAAGAAACAUAAGACAAAGAUGAAACAAAGGCACGAUAUGAUAAAUAUAAGGAAUCAUAUGACGCAAAUUUAGAAAUAGGAUGUUGAGUGCAAGUUCUAACACCUUUUCUAAUAGCAUAGGAAGAUUUGAAUCAUCAAUAGGAAUAGUAGGAGAAGUUACCAAAGGCUCAUUACCUGAAGAUUCCAUAAAAGAAUUAGGAACUGGAGUUGGAGGUAGUGAUUGGCAUGGUGGCACAUAGGUUGACUGUUCCCUUUAUCACCAAGAGGUUGACUGUUCCCUUUAUCACCAAGAGUAGGUCUGAAGAUCUGGUCUAUCCAACCUAUUAGACUCCCCUUGAACACAAUCUGGUCUAUCCAACCUACUAGACUCCCUUUGAAUACACUUACUCAUACCCUCUUCAUAAUUUGCCGCCUCGUCCCUCUCAAUGGUAGAAAAGAAUGGAUCAGAAGAAACAAUCUCUUUCGAAGAAACCUCCCCCUGAAGAGAUUGGUCCUCGAAGAAUGGCUCAGACUCACAAAAAGUGACAUCCAUGCUAACAUAAGUUUUGCGAGAGUGUGAGUCAUAACACUUGUAGCCUUUUUGGGUGGAGGAAUAACUAAUGAAGACACACCUCAGAGCCUUGGAGUCCAGUUUGCUCCGAGUAGAACAAAGUAAACACAACCAAACACCUUAGGAGGAAGGGAGUGAGGGGGUACAGUGAGGAAGGAAGGUAAGGGGUUGCUGAAAUUGGAGGACACUAGAAGGCUUGCGGUUAAUGAGAUACGCAAAGGUGAGAGCAACAUCACCCCAAAAUGGUUUAGGAACUUGCAUUGUGAACAUAAAGGCACGAGCAACCUCAAGAAGGUGACGGUUUUUGUGUUUAGCAACACCGUUUUGUUUAGGAGUGCCAACACAACUGGUUUGAUAAAGCAUACCAUGAGCUUUAAGAUAUGCCCAAAAGUCACCGUCAAUAUACUCAGUACCAUUGCCACUCCGGAGGACUUUAAUUUCAGUGGCAAACUGUGUACGAAUCAUCGUAUGAAAUGUUUGAAAGCAAGAAAAUACCUCACUUUUGGUGUGAAGCAAGUAAACCCAAGUGACACGAGAAUAACAGUCAAUAAAAGUGACAAACCAUCGAUAACCAGGCACAGACAUAACACGAGAGGGACCUCAUACAUCAGAAUGAAUAAUCAUAAAAAGAAACAAACUUCUUUUAUUAACUGAAGGAUAACAUGAUCUUUAUGUUUUGCAUACUUACAAAUAUCACAAUGAAAGUUAUUUCUAUCACAAUCCUUCACUAAACUAGGAAAAAGUUUAUUCAAAACUGAAAUAGAGGGAUGGCCUAAACGCCUAUGCCACUAAUGUAAUAGAGAAAGGGAUUAAGUGUUGGUUGUUUGAAGAGCUUGGCUAGUGACAGAAGAUCCACCAUCUAGAAAGUACAGUCCCCCAUGUGCUCUACGCUGCCAAUCGUUCUCCCUGUACUCAGUUCUUGAAAAACACCAUGAGAAGGGAAAAAGGUUACAUAACAAUUUAAGGAAUUGGUAAUAUGACUAAUAGACAGUAAAUUAGUAGAGAAUUUGGGAACAUAAAGAACAAAGGAGAGGGAAAUAGAGGGUGAACAGUGAAUAGAGCCUGUCCCAGACGCAGAGGAUAAGGACCCAUCGACUUUUACUUUAUCUUUGCCUGAACAAGGAGAGUAAAAGUGGAAAAGGGUGGACAAACAACCUGUUAUAUGAUUGGGUAGCACCGGAGUCAAUAAUCCAAGGAAAGGAAGAUAUAACACUCAAGGCAUGCAUAGGAAUACUUGUGGAAGCAAAGUUAGGGGAAGGAGGAUUAGAAGUAGAAGCAGGAAAAGAAUAAAGCUGAGCCAUCAGAAGCCGAAGAGUAUGUAACUCAUGGGAAAAAGCUGUAGGAUCACCAAAAGUACUAGGAGAGGAUUCCAAUAGGUGUGCAUAAGAGCGAACAGUACCUCCGCGACCACUAGUACCACCACGGCCACCAUUUCUCCUUCGGUUAGUACGACCAUGUAACUUCCAACAAUGUUCCUGAUCAUAUUGUUCUUUCCCACAAUAAUCACAGAUAAUCUGAUCACGAGCACUAGAAGGACCUUUGCUCCCAGACUCAGACAAACUUGAUUUCCCAUUUGUGGGUGUAGAAGAGACAACUAAAGCAAACAGGUUUUGAAAAGGUUGAUGAACCAUAGCACUCCGCUGGUUCCCUUUUUUCAGAACAUAAGCAUAGGCCUCAUGCAUGGUAGGAAAUGGUUGGCGGUUGAGAACCUGAACAUGAAUCUGAUCAUAUUCCAAGUUGAGACCAUCAUGAAAAUCAUAGACAUGCUCCUUGGACACCAUCGGCUAAAAGGUAGCAGCAUCUUGGGAACAAACAGCUUGGAAGUUUUGAUAAUAAUGAAGUUCUUGCCACAAACUGCUCAACUUGGCAUAAUACUUAAUUACUGGGAGACCCCUGUCAUGCUGGAUGCUCCUGUAUCUGGAGGGGUUCUUGCUGCUGAGGCUGGAACACUUACUUUCAUGGUUGGUGGCUUAGAGGAAGCUUAUCUGGCUGCAAAGUCCUUGUUCCUCUCAAUGGGCAAAAGCACAAUUUAUUGUGGUGGAGCAGGAAAUGGUUCUGCAGCAAAGAUUUGCAACAAUUUGGCAAUGGCUGUGAGUAUGCUUGGGGUGUCAGAAGCCUUUUCACUUGGCCAGUCUUUGGGAAUUUCAGCUGGUACUCUGACAAAGAUAUUCAACUCCUCAAGUGGUCGCUGUUGGAGUAGUGACAGUUAUAAUCCAGUGCCUGGAGUUAUGGAAGGGGUUCCUUCUUCAAGGAAUUAUAAUGGUGGCUUUGCGUCUAAGCUUAUGUGCACAAAAUUUGUAUUCAUCCAGUUCAUUGGUCAUAUUUGUCUUUGGUGUUUACAGGCCAAAGAUUUAAAUAUUGCAUUCGCAGCCGCCACAGAAGUUGGUGUUAAAUGCCCAUUGGCAUCUCAUGCAAAAAAAAUAUUCACGGAGCUCUGUAAUCAUGGUCAUGGAAUGGAGGACUUCUCCUGUGUCUUUCGCCAUUACUACUCAGGCAAGGAGGAGCCUUAAUUUUUUUUAUUAUUAAAAAUAAAAUAAAAUAAAAAAAGGUUUCUUUUGUUUACACCUUAAUUUUCCCAUUGUCUUGAGAUCUCAUUGUUAUUCCCACCAGUAGCUUUGAUCUGGUUUAGUUAAUAAAAAAAAAAAAAAGUUUCUUUUGUUUACACCUUAAUUUUUCCUUUGUCUUGAGAUCUCAUUGUUAUUCCCAACAGUAGCUUUGAUCUGGUUUAGUUAACCUCCUGCAUUAAGGAGGUUCAUUAUUGAAUAAUUGUUGUAAGAAAUGUUUGUAAUUUUUCUUUUGUUGCAAACUCAAUGGGAAUGUUCAGCCAAUUUUGUUCAUCA